AGGAGCGGGCGGGGAGGCGGCGCUUCCUGUGCGGGGCGGCGAGCGGCGGAGGCGGCGGCUCCUGCUCCUCCUCGUGUAUCUGUGUACUCCCGGCCCCGCGUAACCUCACAGAAACUCAAUAGUCUAUUUAAUUGCGUAAACCCCCUAAAUUGCGUCAUUUUAAUUUAAUUUAAUUGCGUAACUCCCCUAAACCCCCGCGCAAUCGUCGAUCGAAGAGGAAGCAAACUGCAGAUGCUGUGUAAACCGAAGAUAGACACACACAGCUGGAGUAUCUCAAUGGGACAGGCAGCAUCUCUGGAGAUAAGGAAGAGGAGGUGAUUUACUGCAGCCCCUCCUGUGUACAUGGGUGAGGUCGAAACUGAUCUAAAAAAACCAAGCAAAAGAAACUUAAACCGACAAUAACUGAUGUAAGAGGUCGAAACUGAUCUAAAAAAACCAAGCAAAAGAAACUUAAACCGGCAAUAACUCUGUAAAUUUGUGACGAGCAGUUGCGAAAUGGAUCUCUUUUCGCUGAUAAAAGUGGAGGAGAGUGAUGUAACGGGGAUGGGAUCUGACGAAAGCUCCAAUGACGACCGCAGGCGCGAUGGACCGAGCGGGGACGCGGGCUCGAGCAAGGACGGGGAACAGCCCGCGGCGCCCUCGCGCUCGUCUGCCAGGAAGAAAGCCAAGUACGAGAUCAAGUUUUCAGAGGGCUGGCUCGCCUACCCGCUCUUCUCUCCGUGGCUGCAGAAGAGGAUUGACGGCACCGGGAAGUUUGUGCCGUUCUGCGGCAUUUGUAGAACGGCCAUCACGAUGGGGAAAAGUGCGAUUAUGAGACACAGAGCGAGCAAGGCCCAUCAGCGUGCGUCCAGAAUGUGCGGGAAUCUAGCUAAACCGCAACCUGCAAUGCAGGCGCCCGUUCCACCUUCUUCUCCUUCUGAAAUGGAAAUGAAGAUGUGUAGUUUCUUGGUCGAAAACAAUCUUCCCAUGUCCCUCUCAGAAAAUCUGCUUGCACUGCUGAGGAGUUUAUUUCCCCGCUAAUGAAACUCUCAAUCACGUCACUUUAGAUGGACAGAAAGCCACCAACACAAUCAGACAGAUGCUCGGCUUUCUUUACAUGAAAGAGGGGGCUGAGCAACUGAAAGGCCACAAAUUUUCACUGGUCAUCGAUGAGCCAACGGACAUGGCCACAGAGAGUCAGAUGGCUGUGAUUGGGACAUACUUUGAUGCCGAAAGCUUCAAGAUGAAUACUGUGUUCAUUGAUCUCGUCGAUCUGCCGAAUGGUAAGGCAGACACCAUCUACACUGCGGUUAUUCAGUGUUUGCAGGAAAAACAUCUUCCAAUGGAGAAUGUCAUUGGAUUUUGUGCCAACACCUGCAGCGUUAUGUUUGGAGUCCAGCAUCCCAUUUCUCAGCUCCUGCGAAAGCAUCACCCCUGGAUCGUGCCAGUCAAAUGCUCUGGUGAUUUAAUUCGCCAGUGUGCGUCUCGUGCUUCGUUGAAGCUACCAAAGUCACUGGAGGACUUGUGCAGAAACAUCCACUCUCAUUUCCGCAUGUGCUUGCAGAAGCGUGAUGCUUUCAGAGAAUUCCAGGAUUUGCCUAACGCGGAUGAUCAUCGCAUCCUCGGGGCAGGGCAUACCAGGUGGCUUGCGAUGAAAAUAUGCGUAGACAGAAUACUAGAACAGUACGAAGCUCUGAAAGCCUACUUCCAGGGAGUUGCGAUUGAAGAUCCGACACAUACAAACGACUCGAUCCUGACGAGCCUGACCAAUGCGUUCACAGUGGCAUACCUUGAGUUUAUGUCCUAUAACCUGGGCAGACUCGCUUCCUUCAAUAAACUCUUCCAGAGCGAGGUUCCCCUUCUGCACGUUCUCAAGCAUGAGGUUUCACAGUUGUUGCUGGGUCUUUCAUUAGAUUUUAUGGAGCUGUCCCAUGUCAGAAUGUGCGACCCCCUAGACCUGAAUGUGAAUGAUGAGGAGCAUCACAUGCCGCUGUGUAACGUUUACACAGGGGUGAAGGCUUCUAAAGCAAUUCAGAGCGUUGGUGACAGUAUCGGGGCAAAGCACCCAGACAUUACACUCUUCCAGCACCACUGCAAGCAGUUUCUCAUAGAAUGUGUGACAGAGAUCCAGCACAGAUUCAGCAACCUACAGGAACUGGAUUUCCUGAGAUGCCUCGAGCCAGCAGUGGCGAACAAUCUGACCAUACCAUCCUUGGCCCCGUUGUACCAGAAACUGCCAUACCUGGAGGAAGUUGCUUCAGUUCAAGAUGUCGACACUGAGUGGAGGAAGCACUCGACACUCCCCACUUUGAAUGGCAGCUUGCCAGUGCAGGAGUACUGGCGGGGGGUAUUCACACAGAAAGAUGCCUGCGGAAACCAAGUGCACCCCCAUUUGAGCAAAAUAAUCAGUGUGUUGCUGUCAUUUCCUUUCUCCAACGCUGCCGUUGAACGGGUUUUCAGCCAACUGCGGCUGAUAAAGGACGACCGCUGGACAAAUAUAAAAUGAGAGAGACUGGCAUGAUAUUCUUUCCAUUUAAAUCGCAACCCCCAUUCAUUUUGUUUUCUGUAUUUGCCGAUUUUUUUCUGCCGCCCGAUUAUUUGGCGGCCAAUCAGCCGCUGUCUCCAAGGGGGCUGCAUCCAAUCGCCGGCCAGCUCCCCUUGAAAUUCCCGUCCAAUCAACAAAUCGGUCUCCCGUCCAAUCGGCCGCUCUCCCCAAGGGCGAAGGGCGUCGCAUCCAAUCGUACAGCGCGCCGAUCGCUCGGCGGCCAAUCAGGCGCAGUCUCCCGAGGGGGCGUGGCGGCCAAUCAUCGACCAGCUUCCCUUGCUGAAGUAGAAGUUGGCUGCAGCCAACACCUUUUCUCUGCUGUUUGCACACGUGGAGAGACAUUUCAGGUCUCCAGCUGGAGUUUGACGCUCGCUGCCGAUUCCAGAGCAAGAGUCGCAUUGCGGCAAAGACGGCGUCUAGGACGGGUCCCGACCUGAAACGUCUCCGAUUCCUUGACUCCAGAGUUGCUCCAGCAUUUUGUGUCCAUCUUGGGCGUGUGGUUGCCGUGUUGGGUUGUCGAGGGUCCGGGGAGGCGCUCGGAGUGAGUAGAGCUGGUGGAUACAUCAAUGCAGUCGGUGCGUUGAGGAACACCAGGGGUGUCCCUGGGGGGGGUGGGAUUGGUGUGGAUUAGAGCUCAUUGUUCUGUGAUUCCCAGUGGCUGGCAGUCACCAUGCGUGCUCUCUUAGAAACAUCGGCAGUAGGUGCAGGAGUAGGCCAUUCGGCCCUUCGAGCCAGCACCGCCAUUCAAUAUGAUCAUCCAAAAUCAGUAUCCCCCAUUCCUGCUUUCUCCCCUCCCCAUAUUGUGUUAGUCCCAAGAGCUAAUCAUGGCUGAUCAUCUACAAUCAGUACCCCGUUCCUGCUUUCUCCCCAUAUCCCUUGAUUCCGUUUACCCUAAGAGCUAAAUCUAACUCUCUUGAAAACACCCAGUGAAUCGGCCUCCACCGCCUUCCGU
Molecule: messenger RNA, 3476 nt
Organism: Leucoraja erinaceus (little skate)
Lineage: Eukaryota; Metazoa; Chordata; Chondrichthyes; Rajiformes; Rajidae
Exons: 7
Coding region: 1079-2485 (468 amino acids)
Molecular function (GO): protein dimerization activity
Source: RefSeq, a predicted model, not a curated record